AUGCCCUCAGGAUCCGCUGCAGUGGACAGCGGCGCGACGCCGGCUCUAACUCGGCGCAGGAACAGCAAACAGGAGACCGGAGCUGGACUCUCCUCUCCGAUGAGCCGUAUUUCCACGACUUCCGGACAGGAUGAGUUCCAUUCCAAGGGGGACUCGCCUGUGGCGGAGGCGAAGGCAACCGGAGUGGACGGCACCAGUGUUCGGCAAGUCCUUCUGAUGAUUGUAAUUGUCACGGGGAUAUACUUUUUCUUCCUCAUGUUUGGGUAUUACCAGGAACAGAUCUAUCACCAGGUUGACCCAACUACCGGGAAGCGGUUUUCGUUCUCCUUCUUCCUUGUCUUUGUCAUUUGUGCCUCCAACAGUUUCUUCAGCCUUGGCCUGCUGCUUCUGCAGACUCGAGGCAACGCAAAAAAGGCUUUCCACGUUCUGGACGCAUUCAUUCUCCGAGAAGUCCUCUUCAUUUCCCUCUCGUACUCGGGUGCAAUGCUCUGCACCAACUAUGCACUCACGCAUGUCAACUACCCCACGCAAGUUCUCGUCAAGUCUGCGAAAAUGGUUCCCAUCGUCCUGGGGGGGUUUUUCGUCUUCCGCAAGACGUACCCGUGGUACGACUACCUCUCUGUGGCGGUCGUCACAGUGUCUCUGGUCCUCUUCAAUUUCGCAAAAGCCGGAGGCAGCAGCAAACAGACAGAGAGCACCGCGGUGGGGAUUUUGCUCCUCUGCGUGUCGCUGUUUUGUGAUGGCCUCACCGGGCCCCGCCAAGACCGGCUGAUGGCGCGGUACACGAACCUGGGUCCCGUGCUGAUGAUGUUCCUGACGAAUCUGUUUUCCACAGUUUGGACGGGGAUUGCGUCCGCCCUGAUUGAAGGCGAACAGCCCUUUAUUUUCUUGAAGCACGACCCAGACGCUCUCGGCAGCUUCGCCGCCUUCACUGUCAGUGGAUCACUCGGACAGCUGUUCAUUUACCAGUCCCUCCGAGCCUUUGGGAGUCUAUACACAAGUUUGUUCACGACUCUGAGGAAGGCGACUAGCACAGUCCUGAGCGUCUACAUCUUUGGGCACCGCCUGACGCCUGUCCAAUGGGCCAGCAUGUUUAGCAUUUUCCUCACGCUCUUAAUUCAGAGCUACUGCUCGAAAAAAUUCAAAAAGCAUGGCAAGGGUCACCGACACCAUGGCCACCCUCAUGGCCACAAAGAGCCGCAGUCUCCCUCUGGUCUCGGGAAGGAGACCCUAAAGAAGCAGAGCUAA
This is a messenger RNA of Neospora caninum, 1248 nucleotides long. RefSeq lists its product as hypothetical. NCBI's taxonomy places the organism in Eukaryota, Apicomplexa, Conoidasida, Eucoccidiorida, Sarcocystidae. The transcript has 2 exons. Gene Ontology annotation, cellular component: endoplasmic reticulum membrane; Golgi membrane. Gene Ontology annotation, biological process: UDP-galactose transmembrane transport. Gene Ontology annotation, molecular function: UDP-galactose transmembrane transporter activity; UDP-glucose transmembrane transporter activity. The record is from RefSeq and is a predicted model, not a curated record. The coding region runs from base 1 to 1248 and encodes 415 amino acids.